CACGCCGCACACAUUUCCGUUUCCGCCGCUGCCAGGUUCUUCCAGCCGUGGCCGCGUCGUGGUUUGUGUCUCCGCACCAUGUCCGGUGGCCUCCUGAAGGCGCUGCGCAGCGACUCCUACGUGGAGCUCAGCGAGUACCGGGACCAGCACUUCCGGGGUGAUAAUGAAGAACAAGAAAAAUUACUGAAGAAAAGCUGUACAUUAUAUGUUGGAAAUCUUUCCUUUUAUACAACUGAAGAGCAGAUUUAUGAGCUCUUCAGCAAGAGUGGAGAUAUAAAGAAGAUCAUCAUGGGUCUGGACAAGAUGAAGAAAACGGCCUGUGGCUUCUGUUUUGUGGAAUACUAUUCAAGAGCAGACGCGGAGAACGCUAUGCGGUACAUAAACGGAACCCGUCUGGAUGACCGGAUCAUACGCACAGACUGGGAUGCAGGCUUUAAGGAGGGCAGGCAGUAUGGACGUGGACGGUCUGGGGGUCAGGUUCGAGAUGAGUAUCGGGAGGACUACGAUGCUGGGAGAGGCGGCUAUGGCAAGCUGGUACAAAAACAGUGAGUGGUGAGAGCCCCAGUACACAGCUCACUCUGUUGAUGAACAUUACCCAAGGUCUGAUCAGUAUCUCUGUUGCACUGGAAGCCACUUCUGGUUUUCCUCUGAACAUUAAAGACAGAAUCCAAAAGAAUGCCUUUAAUUUUAGUCUUAUUAGGUUGAUUUUUCUGUUACUAGGUCAAACCCGUAAUCCUGGGCAACAGACUCAAUCUGUGCCAAUAAAACUGUCAGCCGGAUACCACACAUCCUUUAGGGAGACUGGAAAAUGUCAGAAUUGACUUUACGAGUAGGUUGGUAAUCUUCAUGGAAAGUGAAAUGAUUUUUUACAUUUUUAAGUUUGCAUGAGUAUUGCUGAGGUUUUGUUAUCGUCUGUAGCUUUGCUCUAAAUUAGGAACAGGUGUCUGUCAACUGGAUUUGCUUUUUAUAUUGAAAAUAUAUAGUUGGCACAAAAGUCAGCCUUAAGUUGUCUUGUUUGCUUCCGUGCUUUAUAUGUCAGAUUUGAAGGUUCACUAAGCACAUUCCGCAAAAGAUACAAAGGUUUCACUGACAGUUUAAAACAAGAAA
Messenger RNA from Myodes glareolus (Bank vole), 1107 nucleotides. RefSeq names its product nuclear cap binding protein subunit 2 (gene Ncbp2). Gene Ontology annotation, cellular component: nuclear cap binding complex. Gene Ontology annotation, biological process: mRNA cis splicing, via spliceosome. Gene Ontology annotation, molecular function: RNA cap binding. Lineage: Eukaryota; Metazoa; Chordata; Mammalia; Rodentia; Cricetidae. The record is from RefSeq and is a predicted model, not a curated record.